Messenger RNA from Drosophila suzukii, 2354 nucleotides. RefSeq names its product eukaryotic translation initiation factor 4E7 (gene eIF4E7). Gene Ontology annotation, cellular component: cytoplasm; eukaryotic translation initiation factor 4F complex. NCBI's taxonomy places the organism in Eukaryota, Metazoa, Arthropoda, Insecta, Diptera, Drosophilidae. Gene Ontology annotation, biological process: translational initiation. Gene Ontology annotation, molecular function: translation initiation factor activity; RNA 7-methylguanosine cap binding. The record is from RefSeq and is a predicted model, not a curated record.
UAAUGUUCAAGUGAGUUUUGUGGAGCUGUAUAUAUGGUUUGCCUUUGCCAGGAAUACAACACGAGCUCAGUGCAGGUAUUCCCGACCCCCAGUCAAGCUUCCAACAAUUUUUACAAGAUGAAGAACUUUGCCAAUCCAAAAAACGUGUUCAAAAGCUGUUCCAGCCACGAUGAUAUUUCCACAAAGUCCGCCCAGAAAAGAGCAGAUUUAGCUGAGGGUUCUCAACCCGUUGCAGUUCCUCAGUUCACUGCACUAGCUACGGCCGCGAAGAUUCAGGAUCCCAAGAAUGCUCAGAGCAAGAUGAUCCCGCCAGAGCCCCCGAAGCAGGGAAAGAACAAGAACAAGAAGGGCAAGAAGAAUCAGAAGAAUGUGCCUCGAACUCCUAGUCAGAACAGCAAGACCAUCCCCAUAGAUUCCAUUGCCAAGCAAAAUCCAAAUAGGGAUGUUAAGCCAAAGGAGAUGGAGGUGCAGGAGAAAGCAAAGGGGCAGAGGAAGGAGAAUGCACAGGAGAAAGAAAUAACCCAAGAGAAGGAGAAGAACCAAGAGAAAGAGAAGAACCAAGAGAAAGAGAAGGUCCCUGAAAAAAAGAAGGCCCAAGAAAAAGUGAAGGCCCAAGAGAAGGAAAAGGCCCAAGAGAAAGAAAAGGUCCAAGAAAAGAAAAAGGCCCAAGAGAAGGUUAAGGUCCAAGAAAAAAAUAAGGCCCCAGAGAAAAAUAGGGCUCAAGAGAAUGGAAAGGCCCAACAGAAAGGGAGAGCCCAAGAGAAAGAAAAGAGGCCGGAGCAGAAGAAAGGGCAGGAGCAGAAGAAAGGGCAGGAGCAGAAGAAAGGGCAGGAGCAGAAGAAAGGGCAGGAACAGAAGAAAGGGCAGGAACAGAAGAAAGUUCAGGAGCGCAAGAAUACAGUGCAGGAAAAGAAGGUGCCCGUGAAGGUUUCGGAGAAAAAAGUGCAGGAGAAUAAAUCGGUUGCUAAGAUUUCAGAGAAGUCGGCGGAUAAGGUUUCGGAGAAAUCAGCCGAUAACAUUUCGGAGAAGAAGUCGGCCGAUAACAUUUCGGAGAAGAAGUCGGCCGAUAACAUUUCGGAGAAGAAGUCAGCCGAUAACAUUUUAGAGAAGGUUCAGGAGAAGCUCACCGCACAAAAACGGUUAGAGCUAAAGAUCGAAAAGAAGCUGUCACAGCAAAGGCUUAAAGAUAAAAUUAUAGAUCCCAGGAUUUAUGAAAUAACUUACCCACUUGUCGAGAAAGUUUCUCAAUUGGUUUCCCAGCCGAUUGCAGAGGUCCAAGUUGAGGAGGAUGCAGUUGAGGUGCCCACUCUUCCCGAUCUACUGCCCACUGAUUCCACUGAGCGCAUUGAGCCCCCAAGCGAUGUCAGCGUAGAGGAGCUGGCAUUCGAAGCCGAGGAGAACGAGUCUCAGGAGCCCGAGUUCCAGGAGCCCGAGUCCCAGGAGCCCGAAUCCCAGGAUCCCGAGUCCCAGGAGCCCGAAGAACCCGAAGGGCCCGAAGAGCCGCAACAUCCACUCAACAACUGCUGGACUCUGUGGUAUCUGGAGAACGAUCGCACCAAGACCUGGGAGGAAAUGCUGCACGAGGUCACCAGCUUCGAUACCGUGGAGAACUUUUGGAGCCUGUUUACCCACAUCAAGCCGCCGUCGGAGCUAAAGGUCGGCUGUGACUACUGUCUCUUCAAGAAGGGCAUUCGUCCGAUGUGGGAGGACGAGGCCAAUGUCCACGGAGGACGCUGGGUCAUCAGCCUGAACAAGACCACCAAGACGGACCUGGACAACUUUUGGGUGGACUCGAUGCUCUGUCUGAUCGGCGAGGCCUGUGACAACGCGGCGGAACUGUGCGGCGCCGUGGUGAACAUUCGCGCAAAGACCAACAAGAUCUCGAUUUGGACCGCUGACGGGGGGAAGGAGGAAGCUGUCUUGGAAAUCGGACGCAAGUUGCGCGAGGGUCUGCGCAUGGAUAGCGCCUAUACGCUGCAGUACCAGCUGCACAAGGACACCAUGGUAAAGCAGGGAUCUACUGUCAAGUCAAUAUUUACCCUACAGUAACAGAACCUGAUUUCAAACGAAUGGCAGCCAAAAAUCAAAAAUCAAGCAGCGAACAGCGCAGCCAUCAUCAGGCCCAUGUGGUCCAUUUUAUUUAUUUUCGGUAUUUUUUCACCAAGGAACACUAAACCGUCUAGCAAGGCACAAACCCCCCGUUCGGACCCAUCCAUUAUCCAUCUUUCAGAUGUCGAUUGGAUGCCAAAUCUUCAGUCAAGUCUUCCUUGUACAUGUUGUACAUACAUACAUAAAUUUUAACGUUGCUCUCACAAAGCGAAGAAAUAUAUAAUCGAAUGAGUGUUAAGCCAUCA